Molecule: messenger RNA, 1113 nt
Organism: Lodderomyces margitis
Lineage: Eukaryota; Fungi; Ascomycota; Pichiomycetes; Serinales; Debaryomycetaceae
Exons: 1
Coding region: 1-1113 (370 amino acids)
Cellular component (GO): mitochondrion
Molecular function (GO): oxidoreductase activity
Source: RefSeq, a predicted model, not a curated record
AUGUCAUUAAAAUCACCAGCAAUUACCUAUAAAGCAUACUCGUAUAGAAGCGGUAGUAGUCCAAUUAAGCUUGUUGACCAAACCAUCAACUUGGUAAAAGGACCCAAUGGCGACUACGUUGCUCCAAAAGGUAAAAUUUUGGUCAAAAUCAAUUAUGCUUCAUUGAACCCAGUUGAUUACAAAGUGUAUAAGAAAACACCAGCUUUUUUAACCUAUUACAACACCAAAAAGGGAUUUGGUAAAGAUUUUUCAGGACUAGUUUUAUCAGUUGGUGCCAACACCAAGACUGAUGUUAAAGCUGGAGAUUUAGUCCAAGGAUUGAACUGGCCAAUAUAUGGAGGGGGAUCAUGUGCUCAAUACUUGUUAGUUGAUCCUGUUUGGUCACCAAUUACAACCGUACCUACCGAUAUUGAUUUAAUUGAAGCCGCUUCGUUUCCAUUAGUUUUGGGAACCGCUAUACAAAUGACUCAUGAUAUGAAGUUCCAGGGUAGUAAAGUACUUGUGCUUGGUGCUGGUACGUCAGUGGGUAGAUAUAGUGUUCAAUUGGCCAAGAUCGGAGGAGCCAGAGAAAUUGUGACUACCAACUCGAGCAAGAAUAGUGAUUUAAUCACAGAACUUGGAUCUACUUCACAAAUUGACUACAGAAAACACCCCAAUUUCUUGAACCCAGUGUUGGAGAGCGUUAAAAAAUCGGGUGAAUUUGAUUAUAUUAUUGAUUGCUGGGGUGGAACUCAAUUGUUUCUUGAGAUAGAUUCGAUUAUCAGAAAAGGUGGUAUUUACUAUACUAUAGUUGGUGAUAGUCCAGGGGUAGGAAUGGAUGCAUUAAUUGGUACUACCAAGGCAUGGUUUAGAAUGGCUCGUUCGAGAUUGGGGUUGUUGAAGUAUCAUUAUACUAUAGGGUUGCUUUAUUCGAAUAGAGCCAACGAAGGAUGGAUAAAUGCGGCAAGAGACUUGUUACAAGGGGGUAAAUUACAAAUUUUUGUUGAUUCAGUUUAUCCAUUUGGUGAGUUGCAUGAGGCAAUUGAUAAAUUAGAGAAUGGUAGAGCUCAAGGUAAGAUUGUAUUGGAAGUUGCCAAACCAAAUGAACAAACUGAAAUUAACCCAUUCAAGUAG